Didymella exigua CBS 183.55 is the source of this 2811-nucleotide messenger RNA. RefSeq lists its product as uncharacterized. The transcript is spliced from 2 exons. NCBI's taxonomy places the organism in Eukaryota, Fungi, Ascomycota, Dothideomycetes, Pleosporales, Didymellaceae. The coding region runs from base 1 to 2811 and encodes 936 amino acids. The record is from RefSeq and is a predicted model, not a curated record.
AUGUCGUCUGACAAGGAAAUUGGCGCGCCCUUCACGCUGGCGUCGCUGUCGAAGCCAGUCAGCUCCACCAACGGGCGCAUACAUGCGACAGGCGUGUGCAGCAUCAGUGGCAUCAAGAAGAGGAAGCGCACAGAAAUUGUUGUUGGUGUUGAGGGCGAGUGCAUAAGUAUUUACAGUCUGCAAAACCCUCAACUUGUUACCUCGUAUGCGCUCCCGCCCAGCGCAUCCUUCACAGCUGCCCCGUACUCGACCUACCGCAAGGGCUCGUCCAAGGCGCCCGCCCACCGCUUCACAUACGCCUCGACAACCGAGUCGACUGCCGGCGCAAAGUCGCAGGUGAUCUGUUUCCACGAGACCAUCCUCGGCGACAAUGCAGAGACUGCGAAAACCUCGUACACGCCCUCGAACGGCUCUCAGGUCUCAACAAUCGAGUCGGUGCCCGUCGCAGGCGGCAGUUCCAGCAAAGAUUCGGCACAUGACGUGCUUGCUACCUUCGAGAAUGGAGAUGUCAUCUGCCUGUCGGCUGAUCUCUCGACUGUUCGCUGGGUCGCGAACUUGAGGGCAGCAGGCUCACAGAAGGAGGAGACUUUCAAGAUUGAGAAUGUCACGCUUUCGACUGCACGAAACGUCAUGCGAGGACUGUUGCGCAGCAGAGAGGACAUUGCAGCUCUUUUGAGCACCGACUCCAGCGAAGCAUCUGAUCUUUUGGAGCUCACCCAGAUCCUGUGCGUCAUCGGCCAGAAUGCGAACGGCACCAGGACCCUGCAGCUCCUGCAAGUGCAGCCUCGGAACGAAGACCUACCCUCGACGCAGCUACAGCCUCUUAAACACCUGCUCUCGAUCAGCCUACCAAAGCCUUCGAGCAUUCUGCUCCGCACAGAUUCAACAGCCACAUACUCUCUCCACGCUACCAGCGGUGCACUGCACAUCUUGGUCGAUGGCGGCGUCAUUUCCUACGACUUGUCGGGAACCGUCCCCAAUGUCACUUCCGAGCUGCUACUCAGCGAAGCAAAGAUCGACUCCUUCUUGCGCAUCUCCCAGGACAUUGUCUUCACAACGGCGCCCGGCUCCUGCCGUGUCUUCGACGUAAAGUAUAGCUCUCUGCAAGCUUAUCUGUCGCUGGGCGCCGCGCCCAUCUCGGACGAUGCCUCCAAGAAGCGAAAGCACGCUCAGCCAGAGUCUGAACUAUCAUCCAUCACGCCACAAGUGGUGGCAUACUACGCUGAGCUCGGCCUUGUCGUAGCUGUCCGUGACGACGAGCUGCUAGGUAUGCAGUACGGAGGCACAAACGCACGCAAGCGGGUCAAGACGGAAGGUACUCUGCUCAUCGACGCAUUGGGCAAGGGUAUUGCAAAGCCAAAGCCCAGCGCAGAAUCCGCAAAGUGGUCGGACAGGAAAGAGAAGCUCGAUCGCUACGCUUCCAAGAGCAAGAUUGCAAAAUUCGAAGGUGUCCUGGCCUCGUGCUUAGGUAUUCCGUUGGAGAAGAAGACAGAUGCACAGAGCAAGCAGGAGAACGAAGUACAGGGCGGACCUUUGACCAACGGCGUGGGUCCAAGCAUACCGAAGGAAGACGCGAUGGUCGUUGAGAAGGUUGAGGACGAGGCCUCUGAGGACCAGCUCCGCAAGUGGAAUAUCCCCACGGCCAUCCCCGAGUCGCAGCGACAGUCCCACCGCCAACACGCCCUCUACGCUCUCAGCAAGAUCUUCAAAUUCGAAGGCAGCACACUCAAGGUCGCCUUUUUCCCGCCCAACGUCUUCCAAUGGCUUCUCCAAAUCGGCCAUCUAACCAAAGAGUCCAUCCGGCGCGCCCACCUCGACGAGGCCCCGGAGCUCGCCCACAACAUCCCAAAGGUCACCGACGGCGACAUCGUAAAGGCCAUCGUAGCAUUUGACCCCGAGCUCCACAUCCUCUCCGCGGUACUCAACCAUAAACACUUCCUACCCAUUGGCGAAGUCGUCGAAGCUAUCCGCCUUCUCACACAAAGUCUAGACGACAAGCCUUCUACAGCCGACGGCACAAUCAAGCUCCUCACUAACGGCACCGCCCCAGCAGACACCGAUAUGGAUCUCGACGUCGAGCUGGACGCCGCAACGACCGAAGUCGACCACGCGCUUACCGUGCUCUCUAACGGCGUAACGCUCCGCUCUAACACCCUACGCCCCGCAUUGAUACGUCUACACACCUUCCCCGCGCCCGUUAUCAGCUCGACGUUGCGCUCCGUGCUGCCGCGUCGCGACCUCGAGUCGCUCAUCCGACUGCUUCAUUUCGAACUCAAGAACGGCGGCUGGUCGUCUCAAUACGAUUUUAUCCCUUCUCCCUCGGAAGAGUUGCCGGACGACUCCCCAGACGACCACGCGGUGACCAUCAUCGCGGCCCUGCUGUCCAGCACCUUGGAUGCUAUCGGUGCCGGCGCCUGGCUGGCGGGCGUCAGCAACCCAGCCGACGCGACGGACGACGGCAAAGACAUCAUCGACGCGCUGCACGCUGAUACUUCCGAAGCGCUCAACGGGUUCUGGGAGGCGAGGUACAUGCGUGGUUUGCUGGGCGAGUUCUUGCGGUAUGCGGCAAAUUUGCCCAAGAGUGCUAAGCCGAGUAGCAAGAGUUUGGAGAACCAGGGCAAGCCGUUUGCAGUCUCGGGGAUCAAGGAGGAUGAUCUGCCUAUGCUGCCGCUGGGUGGAAGAGGGGAUAUGGGCGUUGAGAAGACGAAGCAGGGCAAGGGAGGCAGGAAGGAGGAGAGGAGCAAGCGCGAGAUUGGAAUGUUGAUCUCGAAGAAGGUGCCGAAGUACAGCUUCGAGAGGAUCAUCGUUUAG